AUGGAUCUGAAGCGUAAAGAGAUCGAGUACUUAGUAGGAGACUUAGUUUUUCUUAAGGUCUCGUCGUGGAAAAAUAUACUGAGAUUUGGUUGGAAGGGCAAGUUAAGCCCUAUGUUCAUUGGGCAGUACCAUAUAUUGAAGCGUGUAGGACGGGUUGCCUAUCAACUUAAGUUACCUCCAGAGUUGGACUGGAUUCAUGACAUGUUUUAUGUUUCCAUGCUGAGGCAUUAUCGCUCGAAUCUUGAGCACAUUGUCUCAACCAAGGAGAUUGAGGUUAAGCUAGAUCUGACCUUUGAGGAGGAGCCAGUUCAAGUUUUAGAUCGUGAUGUAAACGUUCUGAAGAGAAAGUCUAUUCCACUAGUUAAAGUACUAUGGUGUAAUCACAGUUUUGAGGAAGCCACGUGGGAACCCAAGGAGAUGAUGCAGCAGUAA
Messenger RNA from Gossypium arboreum, 432 nucleotides. RefSeq lists its product as uncharacterized. Bases 1 to 432 code for a protein of 143 amino acids. The transcript has a single exon. The record is from RefSeq and is a predicted model, not a curated record. NCBI's taxonomy places the organism in Eukaryota, Viridiplantae, Streptophyta, Magnoliopsida, Malvales, Malvaceae.